AUGCCAUCUGACUCUGCAAAUUCUGCGAAUCUCUAUCAGCAAGUGCUAAAGUCGAUGAGACAGUUCGAAGUGAGUGCAACAAUUUCGGAAGAAGUUCACUCCACUAUGAUUUGGUUUUAAAGGUGGUGUCCAACGUGACAUACAACAUAUUUUAAAAAUAAACUUCGAAGUGGGGCAUUCACUUUCCCAAAGUCCCGAGUUACGAAAAAAAAUUCCCCGAUUUUUAAGAUUUUUUUCAAAAAAAUUAAUGGUACCGAGAGAAGUACAAGUCGAAAUGGAAGAGCUGGCCUAGAUUUUUCUAAUCCCUGGAUGGAACUUCCGAUUUUUUUCCGUUUUCGUGCAAUUUUCUAAAAUUUUCAAUAUUUUUUCACUGAACACACUGAUUUGCAAUAUUAAAAAAAAUUUAUAAAUUUUUCUGUGCCGUGACGCCAAAAAAUCGAUAAUCUGAAACUUUCAAAAUUCAGCCACUUUUUGUAAAACUGAAAAUAUAGUUUGGAUUUUUCGCAUUACUUUGAAAAAUGCAACUUUCUGUAACUCGCAAACUUUAAUUAAGACUCAGGAAAUGAUUGAGCGAUCUCUUUCUAUUUAUUUUUCAGCGCGCAAACUGAAGAUUGAGCGAAAAACCCGGAAAAACAACAAAAAAAAGACGUUGACGUAAAUAUCAGACACUAAUUGAGAGUGAGUGCAAGCGCGCUCCAUCGGACGCGGCAAUUUGAACUGCGUCCGAUCGCAUUUCGACAAUCUCCUCUGUUUUCUUGAUAUCUGUUCUAUUUUAGUAAUUUUUGUUUAACAAACAUUUAUCUUUAAAAUUCCUUUUUAUUGUAUGAAAAAUUGAAAAAAAGCAAAUUUUUCAACGUAAAUAUAAAAAAUGCAAACAAAAAAUUCGUGAAAACCGCUCAUUCGUCGGAAAGAGCUUCACUUUCGUCCGAAUCGCGCUCAUCCUCAAAAUUCUGCGGGUAAAGCUCGAAUUGAGCAUUUUUCGAGCAAGGGCACAUCGUUUCUCUUCCUACUCACGAAGAAUGAGCCGGCUGUUUGCACAGAGCGCAUCGCUUCCAAUCCGUGACUCGACUUUCGUAUUCUCUGGUAAAUCGUUCUUUGUCUGACCAGAAGAUUUCCGAAUCUGAUCCGAGUUCCGCGUCUGACCAGGUGAAUUCGGAAUCUGUUCCGAAUCUGAUCAGAUUUGGAAAUUUGCACUGCUGGCGCGUUUCGCGGGCUGGCGCAUUUCUUGUGCAUCUUCAAAUUCUUUAUUCUCCAGGUAAUAAAGUCUACGUGUUGUUCCGGACACGCUCGCCGUUGGUUUAAAAAAAAAGAACUGUUUCAGGUGAUUCGACGCUCGUUUGCUUCCUCUUGUGACAGGGAGACAGGAGAGACACAUACUCUUGUUCCCUGUCUACCAGAAUGGCGAAUCACCGGCGAUCUCGUCAGUCGGGCUGGGAAGAGCAUCACGUCUGUCUAUCAACUCCUUCAUCCUGUUUCCUUUUCUUUAAGCAGAAAAUAAGUCCGCAGUUGUCCACUUUGGAAAGAAAAAUCCUAAAACUAAAUAUUCCCUGAAUGGCAUCGUAAUCGAGCCGAAAGAUUCCGUUAAAGACCUCGGCAUCUGGAUAGAUAACAAGCUCAAAUUCUCGAGAAACAAAUUACUAUAGUUAGCAACACUGCCCUUUUGAAAUGCAAAACAAAUUCUGAAAGCCUUUCGCUCCACGAACGCUUGUCUCUAUUUUAAACUCUUCAGCGUUUACGUCAGACCCAUCCUCGAAUACGGAUGCGAGCUUUUCCAUCCCUCAACAACAUCCCUCGCUAACAAACUAGAGUCUCCCCUCAGAUUUUUCAGCAGAAGAGUCUUCCAGAGAUGCAAUAUGCGAUUCUCCUCAUAUAGCGACCGCCUAAGCCAAUCUAAUCUGAAAUCGAUACUCCAUAGACGGGUACUCCUUAUCCUCAGAACUUUCCACAAUAUAAUCACGCACCAAUACCACUUCCCCUCCCUAAAUUUAUUCCUCAAACCCGGCGUCUCCCCCCGUUACCCUUCUCUCCUCUCUAGGCCUACCCCAUGACUCUUUCCUGCAUACCAGAGUUGAGCGGAAUUCCGUCUGCCGUCUUCCGUCUUCAGUCUUCCGUGGAUUUUUUUGUUCCGUCUUCCGUCUGCCGUCUUCCGGGAAAACAAUUUUCUUCCGCCUUCCGUAAAAAAAUUUUUUUCGUCUGCCGUCUGCCGUCUUCCGGAAUUUUUUCUUCUUACCGUAAAAGAGUAAUCGCUUUUCAGAAGCCAUUUACUAGCCCCGAAGAAAGUGAAUUUCCACGGGCAGUGACCUUUUCAGAAGCGUUUCAGUUUUCGGCGUUUUUUAUAAGGUAAACGCGCAUUUUGGUAAAAUUUGGGGUGAAUUUGAUCCGAUGCCCGGAAAAGAUCAGAUGUUAGAAUUUGCGAGAUUUCUAGCUUAUAUGACCAAUUUUCUCAAUUUAUUCGACACAAUUUCCCAAUUUUUCAGGCCGCCGUAAUCGGAGUCCGUCUCCACUCGUUCGUCGCCCUCUCGUGCCUGACUGCCGCCGUCUACGUGCUGUGCAUUCGCUGAAAAAAGAAUGGUGCAAGGAAAAGUGAAGCAGAAGACGUCGCUGCCGAAAGGAGUGAAGCAGAAGGUCAAAAAAGUAAAGAAGGAGGGACCGAAGAAGGGAAAAUUCCUGCAUAUCGCACCCAAGAAACAGCACGUCAUCGAGGCGGUUAGUCGCCUUUUCUUAAGCAAAAUUUGAGCCUGUAUUUGUGAAUUUCAGGAAAAAAUCUCGGCCCAUGUGACGAAAAUCAUCAACGACAAAAACGAGGAGAUGGUGAAAGGACGCGCCGAUACGGCCGUCGGAAAGAACAAAAAACAUUGA
Molecule: messenger RNA, 2859 nt
Organism: Caenorhabditis sp. 36 PRJEB53466
Lineage: Eukaryota; Metazoa; Nematoda; Chromadorea; Rhabditida; Rhabditidae
Source: the annotation of a GenBank genome assembly